Molecule: messenger RNA, 1125 nt
Organism: Phaeodactylum tricornutum CCAP 1055/1
Lineage: Eukaryota; Bacillariophyta; Bacillariophyceae; Surirellales; Neidiaceae
Gene: Pt-KiF14
Product: kinesin family-like protein
Exons: 2
Biological process (GO): microtubule-based movement
Molecular function (GO): microtubule motor activity; microtubule binding; ATP binding
Source: RefSeq, a predicted model, not a curated record
GUGGCGAUUCGUAUGCGUCCCUUAAACUCCAACGAAAGCGCUCGCCAGCGGGUCUGGAAAGUACUUCCAAAAUACUCAUCGAUUGCACAGACGACACCCGACGGCAAGCCCCUACCGGAGCGUGUCACGGGGCGGACUUUUUUUACGUUCGACAAAGCCUUUUCCGAAAGCUCGACGACCCAGCAAGUCUACGACGAUGUAGCCAAAAACAUUGUCAACUCUGUUGUGACAGGUCUCAACGGUACUAUCUUUGCCUAUGGUCAGACUUCUUCGGGAAAGACGUUUACGAUGCAGGGCUCGGGGACCAUUCAGGAGGGAUCCAACGGUAGCGGCGGUGGAGGUGUUGUGCACAUGGCAGCGCAGGAUAUCUUCAACCGUAUUGAAAACUCUCCUGAUCGCAUCUUUUUAGUUCGCGCGUCCUUUUUGGAGAUUUACAACGAAGAAGUCCGUGAUUUGUUGGCUGAUGAUCCUCAUACGCGAACGUUAGCGGUUCGCGAAGACCCUCGCCGAGGAGUCUUUGUGCAAUCUAACGAAGAAAUUGUGACCGACUUUGAGUCUCUGUUGUCCAUUCUCUUCCGAGGAGAGAAGUCGAGGGCUUUUGCGUCCACGGCCAUGAACGAACGGUCUUCGCGCUCACACACGAUCUUCCGUAUCACGAUUGAAAGUCGCUUGAAGGCUUCUGGCGACAGUGCUGGUGACAAAGAAAACGAUGAUGCGGAUGGCGGUGAUGGUGCCGUUUUGAUAUCGACACUCAAUUUGGUCGACUUGGCCGGUUCAGAGAGUGUCCGGCAUACCGGCGCGACGGGGGAUCGUCAAAAGGAAGGUGGGAUGAUCAAUCAAAGUCUACUGACCCUUUCGCGCGUUAUUGUUGCCUUGGGCACGCCAAACCAAACGCACAUCAACUUUCGGGAUUCCAAGCUCACCCGUAUUCUCCAGCCUUCCCUUUCGGGAAACGCUCGAAUGGCGGUAAUUUGCUGUGCAACUCCAUCGGAGCUUUAUCUGGAAGAAACGCGAUCCACCCUUCAGUUUGCAUCCCGUGCAAAGCUUGUCAAAACAAAUGCACAAGUCAACGAAGUCCUCGACGAUCGUUCCGUGAUUCGCCGUUUACAAAAGGAGCUGGCAGAG